Messenger RNA from Solea senegalensis (Senegalese sole), 932 nucleotides. Its product is annotated as 40S ribosomal protein S27-like. Gene Ontology annotation, cellular component: ribosome; cytosolic small ribosomal subunit. The transcript has 4 exons. Lineage: Eukaryota; Metazoa; Chordata; Actinopteri; Pleuronectiformes; Soleidae. Gene Ontology annotation, molecular function: RNA binding; structural constituent of ribosome. The record is from RefSeq and is a predicted model, not a curated record. Gene Ontology annotation, biological process: translation; ribosomal small subunit assembly. Bases 139 to 441 code for a protein of 100 amino acids.
CUCACACAGUCUCUCUCUCGCUGAUUCUUAGCGUUUGUCAUCAGUUCAACAACAAUCAGUGUUUUUGUGGUUUGGACAGACUGCACCUGUCUGCGUUGUAUUUGUCUUGUACUAAAAUCCUGAUCUGAUUUUAAAACAAUGUCUCUGGCAAAGGAUCUGAUGCACCCCAGCUUCACUGAGGAGAGGAGAAGACACAAGAAGAAGAGGCUGGUUCAGAGUCCUAACUCCUACUUCUUGGAUGUUAAAUGCAUAGGCUGCUACAGGAUUACCACCAUCUUCAGCCAUGCCCAGACAGUCGUACCUUGUUCAGGCUGCUCUUUAAUCCUCUGCCAACCACGAGGAGGGAAAUGCAAACUAACAGCCGGCUGUGCCUUCAGAAGGAAACAUCACUUAAACACAUCACUGAGCAAACAAGCACCUGAACUGAAUAACAAGCAGUAAAUUACCAAAUGAGGCUUUGCCUCACACUUUGUAAUUAAAUGUAUGGCUGUUUACACCAUCCAAAGCAGAUAAAUCACCUUAAUGUGUAAUCUGAUUGUUUGGAAAAUGAACUCCCCCUGUGGGGGUUGAAUGGGGAAGAGGGAGAAUGAGCUGUGUAGGGAAAUUUUAGACACUCCCAUAUGCUUGGAUUGAAUUGUAUAGAUAAUAGAAUAACGAUGAUGAGGCACAUGAUGCAAUUUGAAAGCUGAUUUAAGUGAAUGAUAUAAGUGAAACAUGUUUUGUAAUCAAUGAAAUGCAAAGAAAAAAAAAGGGGCUCAAAGGAGUCGUGAUUUCUGUAAAACAUUUAUUAGACUGACAUAGAGGGGGUGGUGAAUGAAAUAUUUCAAAACAGCCUUGAUCAAAUGUGAUGCACGAUUCAUGGCCCUGGCACAAAAUGAAACCAUGAUGGCCAUCAUAAUAAAUCAAAAAUAAAAAAAAAAAGGUAUUCAAAA